Molecule: messenger RNA, 7926 nt
Organism: Nothobranchius furzeri (turquoise killifish)
Lineage: Eukaryota; Metazoa; Chordata; Actinopteri; Cyprinodontiformes; Nothobranchiidae
Source: RefSeq, a predicted model, not a curated record
AAUAAUAAUAAUGAUACUAUUCAGAUGUUUUAUCUAACUGAAGUGAUGUGCUAAAAGCACAAAAUUACAACCUUGCUGUCUUGUCUUUGUCAGGUUAAUGAUUCGUCAUCUUAGUAAUCUUUGUGAGAACUAGAACGAUGCGGGUUUGAGCGAUGAAGCAUGCAUUUAAUGUUUAGCUAAGUUGCAAACACUCUGAAAGAGUUGUUUGGAUUUUAGCUAAUCAGUAAUGCAGAGUCAGGGUUGUGCGUUUUGUCCUGAAACAAGAAGAACGCAUAAAAUAUCAGGAUGCAAGGAGGCGCAGCUUUAGUUCCUCACGUUGCCCCUGAGGCUUUGGGGGGUUGGGGGUCCUUUUGUUAUGCCUAAGGGAACACAAACACUUUUUUCAGUUACUAUUGAACUUUAUCUCAAAUGACAGCACUAUUUUGUCUUGUCGAGUCAUGCAAAAGGAAGUCUGGUUAUAGAUAAGCUUUUUUCUUUAGAAUUACAUAACUAGAUUUGUGUAUUUUCCUUUUCGUUAAACAUCAUAAUGUCUAAAGCUUUGUAUCUCAGUAAAAAAAAUACUGCUAAAAUUAGAUGUUUUCCUGAUGCAUGCUGGGUAAUGUUUACCAGAAGUGUAAACUGAGUUUUUGUGCUUUCAAAGCUCUGAUGUCUGGCUUUAUAAAAAACUGGGGUUCAGAUAAGUCAGAAUGAUGUAAAACAGCAUUUAUACAGAAUUUGCUUUUGUGCUGUAGGUGAGUUGCUUAAAAGGGACUUUUUAAAAUAUUUUGUUGGUUUUUAAAUGUUUGUGUUUUGGGGUCAAAGUGAGAUAUGCAAUGUUUAACUGUUAAAGCACGGCUAAAAGGAAAGUUAUUUUGAUUAACUUUAGUAUUUUCGUGCAACAUUGUUGCUCAGCGGUUGAUCAGUUAUUGAACCAUCUAACAGUAAGUGACUAACUGCUGCCCUCUGCUGGAAUAGAUCAUUCACUGCUUCUUGUUCUUCUUUUGUUUGUACAGAGCAUCCAACCAGAUAACACUACCAGUGACACCACAACUUCACCUAUGGCAUCAACAUCUCCACUAACAACAUCAUCUCCAAUUCUCACGACAACUUUUCCACCAACAACAACAACUCCACCAAUGACCACCCUUGCUGUACUUGGGCCGGUCACCAAUCUCACGGUAGGGUUUGUGACAUCAUCCUCCUUGUAUGUGACCUGGACUGGACCAGUUGGAGGACAGAUCACUAACGUCACCUGGACAGGUGGAAUUACCAGCAACAGUGAAUCUGUGUCUGUAUUGUUCAAGAACAUUACAAACCUGACUCCUGGAGUCAUGUACAAGAUUUCUGUUACCCCGAUGGUAAACGUCACAGCAGGAACGACUAGCUACGUGUCUCAGUACACAAAGCCUGGUGUUGUCAACAAUCUCACUGGGACUGCUUCCACAACAACCACUGUGUCUCUGAACUGGACGAAACCAGAGGGAAACAGCUUUUUCUACAUUGUACAGUGGACUAAUAGCAGCCUAAACCAGCAGAGUAGCAAUGUUACAACCACAUAUGUAACCAUACCUGAGUUGACUCCUGGAGUGAAGUACAACUUCAGUGUCACAGCAGUGGCUGGCGAUAAUAAAACUACUGGACAAGCAACAACAGUUUCACAGUACACAAAACCAGGUAAAAUUGAGGCCCCUGUCACAAGUGCAACCAAUUACUCCAUCUCCUUGAGCUGGCCCCCUCCGCCUGGUAAUGUCUUCACCUAUGAGGUGAAGUGGAGUAAUGGUGCUAAUUCAACACUGUUUAGCAAAACAACCUCCAACAACUCUGCGGUGCUAAACAACUUGACUGCUGGCACCAACUACACAAUUACCAUCACUGCUUUUGCUGGAGGCAACCAAGGAGACCCUUACACAAUCAGUCAGUUUACAAGACCUGAGAAGCCUGUAAACUUGAUAGUAACAACAAGAGGAACUGACUUCUUAAACAUCACCUGGACUUUGCCCAGCGGAAGAGUUGACUAUUAUACCAUGAAUGUCUCAAGUUCAGAUGUGAAGUAUUCCAAUAACACAAAUUCAAACACAUUUAAUCUUAUAAAUUUAUUGCCUGGGAGAGUCUUUCUUAUCACAGUAAUGGCUGUGGCUGGAACCUACUCCGAAACAUCUGAUCAGUCUUCAUUCGCCACCUAUCCAACUCCCACUGGUUCCAUCGUCAUUAACAGCAAGACUAACUCCUCCCUCCAGCUGGAAUGGACAACCCCACCUAAUAUGAAUGGUGCACCUAACAUCAGCUACCAUAUCACCUACCAGCCUGUACCUUUGAUUGGUAGCAUACAAACCAUAGACUCUACUGGAAAUUACACCCAGCUGCCUAACCUCAACUCUGGAAUCUUGUACAACAUUACAAUAAUUACUGUUGGACCCCAAAACUUAAACAGCGUGGCUGCUUUUACUUCUUCUUACACCCUGCCAAACCUGGUGGAGAGGCUAACAGCCAAUUCUUAUUCCACAAUUUCAAUGAAUGCAGCCUGGUCAAUGCCGCUAGGCUACCAGCCGUAUUACCAGUACUUCGCUCAGAUCUAUAACAUGACAGGAGCACUCAUCACCCAAGACUUGGUUAACGGUACUAGCUGGGAUGUAUCCAAGCUGGAUCCAGGCUCAAACUACUCUAUCAGUGUCAGAACAAGAGCUGCAAAUGGAACUGAAUCUGCUCCAGUGUCAGUCACCAAUUACACAAUGCCCAAAGCAGUGACCAACCUGACAAACAACGUAACUACAACAACGAUCCAGCUCUUCUGGACCAGACAAAGUGACUACAAGUCCUCCUACAGCUACCUGGUGGAAAUCUUUAGCAGUCAGCCGGUCAGCAAUGGUUCCACCCAGAAUGAGACGUUUACUUUCUACAAUCUGAUUCCUGGAACCCAGUACACAAUUUAUGUGACCACAGUCAUAGAAGGGGUCAGAUCAACAAAGACAAACCAAACAAUUUACACAAUUCCUGCUAUUGUUCCUGUUAUUACAGUUAUAGGAAACACAACCACCCUGUCAGUGAACUGGUCAUCGGCUUCUGGGCAGGUUUCGUCCUAUGUUGUCUCGCUGUCCUUGGAAAGCAACAAGACAGAGAUUGUAAACCAAACACAUCAAAGCAAUAAGACUCAAGCUCUGUUUGUGGGCUUGAAGCCGGGGGUAGGUUACUGUGUGGGACUGGUCACUAAGAGUGGAUCAGUGCAGAGUGACAAAGCAACAGUCUGCAAUGCAACCUUUCCCGACCCGCCCGGCUCUGUCACUGUGAACUAUAAGACUACCAACUCCAUCAACUUCAGCUGGUCCCGUCCAGACACCAUGGACCAAAACAGCUUCAACUUCAGUGUCAAUGGUACCAAUUUGACUGGAAACAGUUGGUUCUUGCUGAAUAAUCUUCAAUCAGGAACUCGCUACACAAUCUCUGUGGUUACUGUUGGUGUGAGGGGUUAUAUGAGCACACCAGUGAUGACGACAAGCGACACCAAACCAUAUAAUGUGACAAAUCUAACAGCAACAAAAAUCACCACAAACACAGUGAUUUUGGAUUGGAAUGUGCUAGAGGGCAAAACAGGCUACUCUUUUGAAGUUUUGGUCCAAAAUGCUGGAUCUCCGGUGUCUGUAAGGAACACAACCUCUACUUCCUUCAACGUCACUGGUCUUUCCUCUGGAACCAACUACAGCUUCACCGUGACCACACUGACUGCAGAUGGCACUCGAGCAGACCCUGUGACCCAAUCCAACUUCACAAGACCUAAUCCAAUCACUCAUUUGGGAGCUGAAACUUUAAACAAAACUGCUAUCUUCCUCAACUGGACAAAACCAAUUGAGUACAAGAGCAACUACACAUACAAGGUGAAGACGACCGGGUGUAGCAACCGAAACGAUACCUCCUCCCUGGAGAGUGUGGUGAUCCCAGGGCUCACACCUGGAACUAACUGCACUUUCUGUGUUUCUGUCAUCGCAUCAAAUGUCGCAGAAGGAGAAGAGCUCUGCACAUCUCAGUACACCAAACCUGAGUUUGUGCAGCCUAGUGUCUACAAUCAGGGCUCGAACAGCUCUGUUCUGGUGUCGUGGACCCUCCCCAAUGGAAAUGUGGACAACUUUAACAUUUCUAUAAAUAGCACUUUGGCACAUUUCUAUAAAAGUGUGCAGCUGAAUUCUCCCAAGACCUCAUUUGUGUUUGACAACCUGGCAGCAGGAGUCCUUUACAGCGUUGUGUUGACCACAUGCAGCGGGCCUCUCAGUGAAACAUCAGAUUUAGUUAAUAAUGCAACUUACCCGAACCCUCCUGGGCCGAUUAUGAUCCUGCAGAAGACAACCAGCUCCAUUUCUUUUCACUGGGGAGAAGCUCCUCUAAUGAGCGGCGCAUCAUUCAAAUACGUAUUGACCUGCGCACAAACCCUGCAAGAUGUAAACACCACAAUCGUCCCACCUACAGACACAACUCACAUUUUCUCCCUACUGCUUUCUGGGACACCCUACAACCUUUCUGUGAAAACACAAGGACCGAUGGACUUUCAGAGUAUGGCUGUUUACAGCAACUUGGUCACUACAAUGCCAAACAGUGUGCAGAAUCUCAGUGCAACACCUGGGGAGAAGAACAUCUCAGUUACUUGGUCCAAACCUGCUGGUUACAAGGAAUCCUAUGGAUAUAUUUUGACUGGGAAAAACUCAACUUAUACUACAAAUACAACUACAUACACCAUCAGUAACCUGGAUCCUGGUAGCAUGUAUAACAUUAGUGUUACCACGGUGACCUCUGAUGGAACACAAGCUGCCUCAAACAUCAUUUCUCUCUGCACAGAUGCAAGCCCCGUGAAAGACUUAGACUGUUAUGGACCAAACUUGGGAAUUGCAACAAUCAUUUGCAACUGGACUAAAGUGGAAGGACUGAGCUCUGCUUUUCGGUAUACUGUGAUGGGAAGUUCGCCGCUCAUCCAAUCAAGUUCCCUCUGCUGUACGCUCAAUAUUUCCGACCUUUCUUACAAUACUAAGUACAAUCUAGCAGUGGAGACUCUGAGCUGUGGGAAUCCCAGCCCUACCGUUUUUAAAAGCUGCCAAACUGGCAUCACAAACCCAACCCUUCCAUCAAAUUGGGAAAGUUUAGUGCCAGUGAAAGGCAAAACAAAGACAUCAUUCACAGUUCAGGUCGACCCCAUUCUGCUAAACGGCACAUGGGGACCAGUAACAAAUGUUGGAAUUUUGGUAUCAAGGAACAAUUACGCCCAAGUAUCUGCUGACAAAGGUUUUCUGGCAAAAACUUACAAAAACUGGAAAGAAAAUUUAGCUGAUGGUUACCUGGCAGCAAUAAUAAAUAUUAGCAACAGCUCUGCAUCGCGCAGCACUCAGGGUCCUGUGAGCAUUGAUGUUGGAACUGGAACCAGCUGGAAAGACUACUUCAAUGGUCCUCUGGAUCCUGCUGGAUCAUACAAAUACGCCAUUGCAAUCUUCACUCUUUUGGAUUUGAACUCAACAACCCAGCUGGUUUCCAUCAAUUCUAUCGUCUCAAUAACAAAUUUCAACACAGUCACUAUAGAUUCAGAUAUAAUUCCGAUUGCUGUUGGAGCUGCAGUUGCAGUGUUUGGAAUUUUCCUAGUCCUCCUUUUGGGAUUCGCCUACUGGAGAAGGUCAUCCAAAAAGAAGGAGCCAGACAUACCCAUUCAACAAUUGGGAAGCAGAGCUGUGAGGGUGGAGGAAUUUGAAGCGUACUACAGGAAGCAGAAAGCAGACUCCAACUGUGGCUUUGCUGAAGAAUUUGAGGAGCUGAAACCCGUCGGCACAAGUCAGGCAAAGAUUCACGCUCUGGCUUUGGAGAACAAGCCUAAAAACCGCUACAACAACGUGCUUCCUUAUGAUUCUUCAAGGGUGAAACUCUCGAUUGUCCAUGGAAAUCCGAAUGGCGAUUACAUUAAUGCUGACUACAUGCCGGGUUACCUCUCCAGGAAAGAGUUUAUUGCCGCUCAGGGUCCUUUGCCUGUUACUGUCAGUGAUUUCUGGAGGAUGAUCUGGGAAAAGAACGUGUACACUUCAGUCAUGCUGACACGCUGUAAUGAGCAGGGGAGAGUUAAAUGUGAGCAGUACUGGGGUCCAGGCACUAUGCACUAUAAAGACAUAACUGUGACAAUAACCACUGAAAUCCCCCUGGAAGACUGGACCAUCAGGGAGUUCAGCGUGAAAAAUGUUAAAACGACAGAGGUUCGUUUAGUUCGUCACUUCCACUUCACCGCCUGGCCGGAUCAUGGCGUUCCAGAAACCACAGAGCUCCUCAUCAGCUUCAGACAUUUGGUCAGAGAGCACAUGAACCAGUACACGGACAGCCCCACCGUGGUCCACUGCAGUGCUGGUGUGGGGCGCACAGGCACUUUUAUAGCCAUCGAUCGUCUGAUCUACCAGAUCGAAAGGGACAAUAUUGUAGACGUCUAUGGCAUUGUUCACGACCUGCGAAUGCACCGGCCCCUCAUGGUGCAGACAGAGGACCAGUAUGUAUUCCUAAACCAGUGUGCCUUGGACAUCAUCCGUUCAAGAACAGGGACCAAUGUAGAUCUAAUCUACCAAAACACAGAGGCAAUCUCAAUUUAUGAAAAUGUAGAACCAAAGAAAGCGUAUCCCAAAAGAAAACAAUAACUUCAUGGUGUUGUUUAGUUUUUUUUUAUCCGUAUUGUUUUUCUUUGCAAUCAAGGGCCGAGCACAUACGUGUAAAAUACUUUUCUGCUGUAUUGAUUUUGUAUCAGUGACAAACUUUGGGUCUUAACCUCAGUUUAUGUUGUAUUUAUUUUUUUAAAAUGUUGAAUAUUUGAACAUGGAUGAUGCAAUACUGGAAAUAAUCAUCAAUCUAAAAAAAUGUAAUUAUUUGUACAAUUCUGCCUUAGAUCUUUUUCUUAUUCAUGCAUACUUUUGCACUGCACAACUAUUUUACAAAUGUGACCUACUGUAAACGACUCACUGAUGAUUCAGUUCUGCUCAGGUACAUUUUUAUGUAUUUUUGUAUUUUUACAAUCUCUUUUUAUAUAGUAAGAUCUGGAAUAGACUUGUAAAUAGUAAAUGUUGAGAUAUAUUUUACAAACUAAAUGCUUUACCACCAACAGGGAGCAGUGUUUUAUUGUUUUUUAAAUACUUUUUCUAAAUAGGAACCAUAUAUUAUUUUUAAUAAACCUUCAAUUAUUUCCAUGUUUUUGCUCGACUAACAGCAACUCGAUACAAACUGUGCAAUUAAUGAUGGAUUAUAUUUGUAUGAGUCUUUCUUUUUAUGCACUGCAAUGUAAAAAAUGCACUGGAUGCAUGUGUCCUUGACACUGUACACUUAAAAAAUAGAGUGGUGUUUGUUUCAUUUAUGCCAGUGCUGCAUUAAGUGGAAUAUUUUACCUGUCAUUCCUCACUUAAUUAUUACAGCUCAGGAACUCCUUAAGAACAUUUUACUGAUAAUUAAGGCGUAAAACCAGCAUGUGCACUCAAGUGUACUGUCUAGAAAUUGGAGUAUGUUGAUUUUCUUUUUAUUCUGUGCAUUCCCAAGAGUAACUGUAAUGCCUUGUCACUUCCUGCUACAUAUCUGAUCCAGCUAUUGGGUCAUUUCCUGUUAAAACCACCAGAGAUGCACAACCCUUAUUUUUAUCUCAAGAAUUUUCCAUGAGGCAGGUACGUUUUUACAGAAUCGUGUGGCCUUUCUUUGUCAAGUUUUAACUUGCAGUAUCAUUGUGUACUCAAAGCAAUUAGAUGCACUUGUGUUUUUAAUAAAUAACAUAAAUUAAUAUUUUUAAUAUGCUUGAUGAAAUGCUUGCUGGUUCAAUGCAGCUAUAUAAAAGGAGCUUGAAUUUAAAUUAUGUAUAUUUUUCUAACUGUCAAAUGAAAAGAGUUUGAAGAUGUACGCUGUGGUAUUGGUCUACUUUUCAUGAAAGCCCACCAGCUUCAUUGUGAUUAAAGCAUUUACCAAAAA